AAUCAUAAGUAGAUUAAUGAGUUUAAUUAUUAAUUGUAUUUUUAUAACUCCUAAUAAUUUUUUAAGGACAAGAUUGAUUUAUUUUGAUCACCCAACAAAUUAUCGCCAAUCAAUAAAAUGGUGCGUCUUUAUAAUGUUGAAGUCCCUGAACAAAAUAUUCAACAUGUUGAACAAAAUAUAACAGUUUAUACGAAUGAUAGAGUAAUAGGAAGUGGAACACUCUAUAUAACUAAAAAAGGAUUGAUAUGGAUAAGUGAUGGUUCGCAAAAAGGAUUUUCUUUUGAAUACUAUCAAAUUGUUCUUCCCGAAAUCUCGCAAGACAACGAACCUCGACAGUUAUAUCUUAGUAUUAUGGUCGACAUUGAUAUUAAUCUGAUUAAUCGUGUUUUAACGGAGGUAAGAUUUGUACCAGCGGAUGUCAAUAAUUUAAACACUAUGUCACAAAUAGUGAGAGAAUGUUACGAGUCAUUCAACAAUAGGUAUUGAAAAAGUGUAGAUGCAAACAUAAUAUAGAAAAUGUUUAUAAUUGUAUAUGAAAGUUCUAAAAUAUAUCAUAGAAAUUUAUUUUCUUAAUAUUUAUUUGUCGGCGAAUCUGGGGUAAAAUGAGACACUUCAUUUUCCGUGUGUCUGAACAAAAUGACAUGCAAUUUUUAAAACAAAAAAAAAUUGAUUUUUAUUUGAAAAUAUCUAAUUAAGGUUUGUAGAAAAUAAUGGGGUAAAUUGAACCCGUGUGAAAAAUUAUAAAUUUUCCAUAAAGAAAAAAAAACUUUAAAAGUUUGUUUUAAUGAGAACUGGGAAAAUCUAACUCUGAGGUAAAACGGGCCAUAGUCUUAAAAAAAAAUUUGUUUUCACUUGAAAUUUUAAACUGUCCGCACUUCCGGACUGAUCAACGCCGAAAAUUUUUUACACAAUUGAGGAUUUAAAAAAAAAAAAAAAAAAUUUUAUCUCAAAAAUAGUCUCAUUUUGCACUGAGUUCUCCUAUUCUAUAUAUUUCAAAAAUUUUGAAUUGUAUUAAUUAUGAUAAUGUAACGGAAAAUCAACGAUCAUACAAACUACGUCAUAUUUAUAUCGAUACUUAUGAAAUCUCGAAUAAAAUAUCAAUAAAUUUUUAAAUAAUAAAUUAUUAAAAUACAAUAAUUAUAAAAUCUAGCAUGAAAGUAUCAAGUCACUAAAUAUAUAUUUAUCACAUACAAACAUGAGUUAAUUACCGUUAAAAGCUCGUCGUCAUAACGCUCGAGUUAUUUGUGUUUGAAUAUAUAUGUAUAUAUAACUGUUAUUGCUAACACACAUUUAGCAUUUAAUGAGCAUUUAAUUGUUAUACAACGUUAUUUACCUCUUAUAUAAUUAAUUACCACACGAAUAUUAAUUAUAUUCUGAUAUAUUAUUAAUUGAUUAAUAAUAACAA
Molecule: messenger RNA, 1405 nt
Organism: Microplitis demolitor
Lineage: Eukaryota; Metazoa; Arthropoda; Insecta; Hymenoptera; Braconidae
Exons: 4
Coding region: 118-486 (122 amino acids)
Biological process (GO): mRNA cis splicing, via spliceosome
Cellular component (GO): cytosol; spliceosomal complex
Source: RefSeq, a predicted model, not a curated record